Messenger RNA from Dryobates pubescens (Downy woodpecker), 1430 nucleotides. RefSeq names its product lysosomal protein transmembrane 5 (gene LAPTM5). Gene Ontology annotation, cellular component: lysosomal membrane. The transcript has 8 exons. Bases 131 to 907 code for a protein of 258 amino acids. The record is from RefSeq and is a predicted model, not a curated record. Lineage: Eukaryota; Metazoa; Chordata; Aves; Piciformes; Picidae.
GUAGAUGACUUAACACAUUUAGAGACCAGGAAGGAAGUGGAGCUGCACUGCUCGCUUGGCUCUGCAGUGGGGCGGUUGCUGCUGCAAACUCGACCUCCUUAACUCCAGGCGGUGCAGGGGGAGCAGAAAAAUGACUGCCCAGGCCCCCACCGAGCCCCCCAGGUGUUGCUUCUUCAACCUCAAGACAGCCACUAUUGCUUUAGGGAUCUUCCACAUGGUUAUGAGCAUCCUGCUGCUGAUUGAGUACUCCCUGGAGGUGGCAGGUGGGAAAGGCUUUUGCAAAGACCUGGACAAGGAUUACUACAGAAUUGCUGAUGUCAUCACCAGUUUCCUGUUGAUCAUCAUGCUCUUUGCCAUCAGCUUCAACCUCCUCCUCGGCGUGGUCAAGAAGAGGGAACGUCUCCUGAUCCCUUUCCUUGCUCUGCAAGUCAUGGACUUCCUCCUCAGCCUCUUAACAAUGUUCAGCUCCUACAUACAAGUCCCAGCAAUCAUUUCUGUGUCCUCCCUUAGCCACGUGCAGGGACACUCGAAGAUCCCAUUCCUGGCUCUGCAGCUGCUGGACUUCUGCCUGAGUAUUCUGACUCUCUGCAGCUCUUGUGUGGAGGUCCCUACCUAUUUCAGCCUCAAGUCUUCAGACAAGGAGAGCUUUUUGCCAACCCUGGAGAAGUUACCCACAGAGGAAUAUGCCAAAGUGAUGAUCACCUUCACCAUUGCAUUCAUUGCUGUCCUCUUCCUGAAGGCCUACAUGUUCAAGUGUGUCCUGAGCUGCUUUAAGUAUAUUAAAGCCAGCAAGAGGGAGGAGGUGAAAGUCGACCCACAAGCAGUUGAAAAGGCUGUGCUGCCAUCCUAUGAGGAAGCCUUAGAGUUGCCUUCCAAGGAAUCCCCACCACCCUAUGCAGCAAUCUAAGCUGCCCUCAUGGCGAGAAGACAACAUCUGCAUUGCUGUUGGUGCCUCCUACCCCUGCUGCCAGAUAGCCAGCCUCACUGAGAAGUCCUUAUCAUGCUUAUUUCAACCCAGCUCACCUUAUGAGCCUACAGAGAGUGGUGGUGAACCACUGGAGUUGGUGCCUUGUAGGGUAGCACUGGCACUUUCGACUUGGUACUACCCAGCUGCAGUGCUAAUUUUCAUCAGCUUGGCACCAGGCCCCUCAGAGGUCCCCAUCACUGGCCUCUGCCAUCUGGCUGAUGUGAAGUGUAGGCACUGGCCUGAAUCCCUUGUCAGGCUUGCUUUUUGCCAGCAAGAUGCUGUUUCUCAUCUGUCUCACAUCUAACUCACCAGCUGAGACAUUCAGGAAGUGGAAUGUGGGGAAAAGGGCGAGAACCUUUCUGCUGAGACAGCCCAGCGCUGAAGCUCUGCCAACCAGCACCUUUGACCAGGACCCUAAGGGAAAGGGAGCAGCAAAAGAAGGAAGAUUUCAAAUGUCUAUGAU